AUGCUCACCAAGAACAAGGCGGCAGAUGGGGAUGAUGGGAUCCGGUUGUUGGAUGAGAAGGACUUUAACACCGCCAUCAUCGAAACCUCACAAUGGCUUCCAUCGGAUGACAAGCGUUCCGACGAAGCUACCCGCUUUCUGGACCCUGAGAAGGCGGACGUUGACGCCGCCGGCGCCGAUCACCACCCCGCGUCAGAAGCUUCGCCGUCCGAAUUAGACGGCCGCGAACCAUUCGAUCCCAUCUUGUGGUCCGCUAGGAAGCGGUGGACUCACAUCUUAGUGGUCGCCUUCAUUACAUGCGUCACUCCCUUAGCCUCCGCCGUGUACACGCCGGCGUUAGACCAGGUGAUCCGCGACUUCGGCAUCGAAGACGACCCCUCGCUGGCGCACCUGACGGUGUCUGCGUACGUGCUGGGGUUCUCGGCCGGGCCGCUGCUGAUUGCGCCGCUGAGCGAGGUGUUUGGCAAGAGGCCGGUGUACCAGGUCAGCAAUGUGCUUCUUCUCCUCUGUAAUCUGGGCUGCAUGGUCGCGCCGUCGGCGGAGUGGCUCGUCUUCUUCCGGUUCCUGGCGGGGUGCGCCGGGGCGAGCCCGAUCACGCAGGGUUCCGGGACGGCGACGGACGUGAUGCUGAAGCAUGAGCGGGCGAGGGCGUUGUCGGUGAUGGCGUUCGGGAGCGUCUGCAGUCCUGCGGUCGGGUCUGCGCUCGGAGGCGGGAUUGCGCAGGUUUGGGGCUGGAGGGGGUGCUUUGGCUUCUUGGUUUUUAUGUGUUUGAUAAGUACCAUCCUCACGCAGGUGUUCAUGCGCGAGACGUACUUGCCGGUGCUUCGGCGCAAGUACGCCGCAAUGGGCAUUGUUGGUAACGUUGACGGUGAGGUGGACGAGAGCAAGACCGUUGCACCGAAGCCGUUGCGGUCGCUGCUCUACAAGGCGGCGAUCCGGCCUUUGACCUUAGCCUUCGAGCCUAGUAUACUGCCGGCCAUCAUGGUUACAUCGUUCUUCUACGGCCUCCAGGUUUGGCUGUAUAUCGAUGUGCCGAUGACUUACAAGACGGUAUAUGACUUCAACACCGCCGAGGCCGGUCUGGCAUUUGCCGGCAUGGGCAUCGGCAUGUUCACCGGACUCCUCAUCUUCGGCUUUCUGAGCGAUGUCGUGGUUUCGAGACUUGCGCGCGGCGGUGAUAGGCUUCCAGAGCACCGUCUCCCGCUGCUGAGUGCCGCUGCUCUCCUGGUCGUGGCUGGCUUGAUUAUAUUUAACAUGACUGCUCGGCCGGGCGUGUCCUACUUGGUGCCCUUGUUAGGCGACUACAUCAUUGGCAGCGGGCUAUUUGCCAUCACUAUGACAUCGGCCGUAUACAUCAUUGACCUUUCACCCCAGCAUGCGGUGGCGACGAGCGCCUCGCUUGCUCUUCUCAGAUACCCCUCUGGAGCAUUGUUUCCGCUGGCGGAGCAAGCUUUGGAGACUUUGACCAGCAACAGCACCGCAAAGUGGUUCAUCACAGCCGCUGCGGUUUCGACAGUGCCGCUUGCACCCCAAAGCAAUCCCUCCUCUACCCAUCAACCAGGCUCUGCGCCGCCAGGACUUCUCAUUGACCUCGAUAACACAUCAUCAGGCCUUCGGGAACGGGGAGGGAGUUCCGCCAACAGCCAUAGCACCGCCGUUGCAGACACCGAGAGCUUCGAGCUCGACGACUACAAGCCCAUUGCCGAGCGCAAGACCGCCGACGACCGAGCCGCCCGGCGCGAACAGAAGAGACUUUGGAAGAAGCAGUGGCUCGAGCAGCAGGACGACAUGAAGUUCUCCCACAGCAUCCAGUUUAAUGCUGUUCCGGACUGGAGCAGUCAUUACAUUGCCUACAGCAACCUCAAGAAGCUGAUCUACCAGCUCGAGAAGACCGUCCACCAGACGAGCGCAGGCGACGCGGAAUCGAGACCCCUCAUCCGAAAUGAAGAACCGGAAGACGUCUUCAGCCGCGCCCUCGGCGUAGAGCUGGAGAAGAUUUGCUCCUUUUACGUAGCCAAGGAGGGCGAGCUUCUGGACGAGGUCAACCAGCUACUUGGCGACGUCGGCAACUUCUCUUCGGAAGAUGAGGAGGAGAACGGUGGGCCUAGACGGUCGUUCGGCAGCGGACACCGACCGGGCAUGCCGGGGACCAACGGCAGAAGAUCCGAGUCGAUCGAUGGCAACAUGGACGACAGCGAUGACGAUGAGGACGACGACGAGACCACCGGUCUGACAAAGAGCCGGUCCAGCCUUGGUGGAGGCAGGCGCAAGACAGCUCCCAACCUCGGCCACUCCACGACUGAGCUGACGGCGUCGACCGAGCUGACGCUGGGAAGAUCAUUACGACGUUACAGCACCACGCAGGACGAGAUUCCGGACCAGUCCUUCCUCUACUCGUCGAGCAUCAUGCUCAAGAAGCGUAUCAUCAGCCUCUAUGUCCAGCUCUGUGAGCUUAAGUCGUACGUGCAGCUCAACAGAACGGGUUUCCGCAAGGUGUUGAAGAAAUUCGACAAGAUCGUGGACAGGGAGCUGCGCCCCAAGUACAUGAGCACCCACGUCGAUUCCGCCUACCCCUUCAAGGUGGAGAGCAUCAAGACGAUCGAAGAGAACAUUUCCAAGAUGGAAAAGGCAUACGCUGAGGUUGUCACCAAUGGCGACGAGAACCUCGCCAAGAGAGAUCUGCGGUCUCACCUCCGCGAACAUGUCGUCUGGGAGCGGAACACUGUCUGGAGAGACAUGAUCGGUAUGGAGCGCCGUGCUGAAGCUGCCAGCUUGGGCAGAACCCUGCUGGGUAGAGACGGUUUAUCCGGCGCUCGACGACUCCAAGGAGAUGACGAGCUCGCCCCCGUCACAAAGGAGGUGGUUACUCCCGUGGGACGCUUCGUCGUCCCGACCUGGGUGGCCAGCACGCCCUUGCUUACCCUUCUGAUUGCGUUUGUCAUCUUCUUUCUGCUCCUCUUCAUUCCCAUCAUGGAGAAGCCUGAGCAGCAAAACUGUUUGGCACUGAUCGUGUUCGUCAGCAUCUUGUGGGCUACGGAGGCUAUUCCAUUAUUCGUGACUUCGCUGAUGAUCCCCUUCCUCUGCGUUGUCUUGACUGUCGUUCGCUCAGAGGACAAGCCGCAUAGGAGGCUUGAUUCCAAGGCUGCUACCUCGUACAUCUUCUCGGCCAUGUGGACACCCGUCAUCAUGCUUCUCCUGGGUGGUUUCACCUUGGCGGCGGCGUUGUCUAAGUGCAAGAUUGACAAGCGACUUGCCACGUUUGUUCUGAGCAAGGCGGGAACCACCCCCCGGACGGUCCUCAUCGCCAACAUGCUGGUCGCCGCUUUCGCGAGUAUGCUGAUUAGCAACGUUGCUGCCCCUGUCCUUUGCUUCUCCAUUAUCGAGCCAAUGCUGCGCACAUUGCCUUCUGAGUCCAACAUGUCCAAGGCGGUCAUCAUGGGUAUUGCGCUUGCCUCCAACAUUGGUGGCAUGCUGUCGCCCAUCGCAUCGCCGCAGAACGUGGUUGCUGUUGGAAUCAUGAAGCCGGCGCCUACCUGGAUCCAGUGGUUCUUCAUUGUCAUUCCCGUUGGCGUUGUCUCGCUACUCGUGAUCUGGGUUCUGCUUCUCAUCACUUUCCAGCCAAGCAAGGGAACCACAAUUGCCCCCAUUCGUCCUGUGAAGGAGAAGUUCACCGGCAUUCAGUACUUUGUCUCCAUCGUAACGAUUGUCACAAUCGGUCUGUGGUGCGCCAGCCAUCAGUUGGAAGGCGUCUUCGGAGACAUGGGUGUCAUUGCCAUCAUCCCCAUCGUCCUGUUCUUUGGUAUUGGUAUUCUGACCAAGGAAGACUUCAACAACUUCCCGUGGACCAUCAUUAUCCUGGCUGCUGGAGGCUUGGCUCUGGGCAAGGCGGUCAAGUCAUCUGGCCUGCUGCACACCAUCGCCGGCGUGGUAACCAAGGAGGUCGAGGGCAUGAGCCUCUACGGAGUUCUUGUUGUGUUCUCGUCCCUGAUUCUCAUCAUUGCCACCUUCAUCAGCCACACGGUCGCGGCUCUUAUCAUCUUGCCUCUGGUGUUCGAUGUCGGCAGCAACAUGGACGAGCCUCACCCCAACCUGCUCGUCAUGGGUGGUGUGCUAAUGUGCAGUGCCGCUAUGGGAUUGCCUACCAGCGGAUUCCCCAACAUGACUGCCAUCAUGAAGGAAGAUCCGACCGGCCAGAGAUAUCUCCAAGUGAAGCACUUCAUCAGCAGAGGUGUUCCCAGCAGUAUCCUCACACUGGCUGUCGUUGUGACCCUUGGAUACGGGCUGAUGAGGGUCGCUGGACUAGACUAA
This is a messenger RNA of Colletotrichum siamense, 4308 nucleotides long. RefSeq names its product putative transporter. Gene Ontology annotation, molecular function: phosphate transmembrane transporter activity. Bases 1 to 4308 code for a protein of 1435 amino acids. The record is from RefSeq and is a predicted model, not a curated record. Gene Ontology annotation, biological process: polyphosphate metabolic process; monoatomic anion transmembrane transport; phosphate ion transport. Gene Ontology annotation, cellular component: membrane. Lineage: Eukaryota; Fungi; Ascomycota; Sordariomycetes; Glomerellales; Glomerellaceae. The transcript is spliced from 9 exons.